UAUUUUUUAAUUACAGUCCGUAACACCAUCACGUUUUCUGCGUUGCGUUGCUCACUGACAGCUGUGGAUUCAUUUUCUUUUUCGCUUAUCAACUGGUCGUCCCCACCCCACGCUCCAACUGUUCGUUGCCUUGCUUGCUUCCAACGACUUCCGUAGCCGGACCUCCAUUUCACCAAUCGAAGUAGUUCGGCCACCAGGAGGCCAGCUGUAGAUAGAUGAUUCAAUAGGAGGGGAGGGGAUGGCGGAGGACGGAUCGGAGAGGGAGAAUGGGAGGUUGCCGUCCUUGGACUCCGUCGAAUCUUCGCGGUGGGUGUAUGAAGAUGAAAAGAGGUAUCGCAUCGACAGCGACGUUGAAGAUGAUGUUGGUGGCGUGGUUUCGCCCCAGCACGAUUCGGACGACGAGGAGCAUAUGCUGGUUCGCACGGGGCCCAAGAUUGAUUCGUUUGAUGUUGAAGCACUUGAAGUUUCUGGCGCCCAGAGAAAUGAUAAUGAGGCCAUCACUGUGGGAAGAAGAAUUGUACUAGAAUUUCUGAUACUUGGAGUUGUUUUUGGUGAUGUGGGGAUUAGUCCAUUGUAUACUUUCAGUGUGAUGUUCAGCAAAGCACCACCCAAUGGAAAUGAAGAUGUUCUAGGUGCAUUAUCACUAGUUUUGUAUACCUUGAUUUUGAUUCCACUUAUCAAGUAUGUCCUUAUCAUUCUCUGGGCAAAUGAUGAUGGCGAAGGUGGUACAUUUGCUCUGUACUCAUUGAUUUGUAGGCAUGCAAAAGUUAGUCUUCUACCAAAUCAACUUCCAUCAGAUGAUCGUAUAUCAAGCUUCAGACUUUUAGUGCCAUCCCGUGAAUUGAAGAGGUCACUAAAAAUAAAGGAGAGACUAGAAGCUUCUGUGACAUUAAAGAAGCUACUUUUGAUGUUGGUUCUUGCUGGUACUUCAAUGGUGAUAGCUGAUGGUGUUGUUACUCCAGCCAUGUCAGUUACAUCUGCUGUAGGUGGUUUAAAGGUUGGAAUCCCUGGGAUAAAGCAAGAUCAUGUGAUUGGAAUAUCAGUUGCAUUUCUUGUAGUGCUAUUCAGUGUACAAAGAUAUGGAACUAGUAAAAUGGGGCUUGUAGUUGGGCCAGCCUUGCUUAUAUGGUUCUGUUCUCUAGCGGGCAUUGGUGUAUAUAAUCUUAUCAAAUAUGAUACUGGAGUUCUGCGGGCUUUUAAUCCAGCGCAUAUAUAUUAUUAUUUCAAGCGCAAUUCAACCAAGGCUUGGUAUUCCCUUGGGGGAUGCCUUCUUUGUGCUACUGGUUCUGAGGCUAUGUUUGCAGAUCUCUGCUAUUUUUCUGUGAGAUCAGUGCAGCUUACUUUUGUGUUUCUUGUAUUGCCCUGUCUUCUACUGGGUUACCUCGGUCAAGCAGCUUAUCUCAUGGAAAACCAUGCUGAUACAACACAAUCCUUCUUCUCCUCUGUUCCAAGUGGGGCAUUCUGGCCUGUCUUUAUAAUAGCCAAUUCUGCUGCUCUGAUUGCAAGUAGAACUAUGACUACGGCUACUUUCUCAUGUAUCAAGCAAUCAACAGCCCUUGGCUGCUUUCCUCGUCUUAAGAUCAUACAUACCUCAAGGAAAUUCAUGGGUCAAAUUUAUAUUCCUGUCAUGAAUUGGUUCCUGUUGGUUCUUACCCUAGUUUUGGUCUGCAAAAUCUCAAAUAUUAAUGAGAUUGGAAAUGCAUAUGGCAUUGCAGAACUUGGAGUCAUGAUGAUGACGACCAUCUUAGUAACACUUGUUAUGCUUCUUAUUUGGCAGAUCAAUAUUUUUAUUGUGCUGUGUUUUUCAUUGAUCUUUCUGGGUUUGGAAUUGAUCUUCUUUUCCUCGGUUAUAUGGAGCAUUGGAGAUGGAAGUUGGAUCAUCCUCGUAUUCACUAUCAUCAUAUUUGCGAUACUGAAUAUAUGGAACUAUGGGAGCAAGCUAAAGUAUGAGACGGAGGUGAAUCAAAAGAUGUCAAUUGACUUGAUCCGGAAAUUGGGUCCCAACUUAGGUACUGUCAGAGCUCCUGGCAUUGGCUUGCUUUACAACGAGCUAGCUAAGGGGAUACCUUCAAUAUUUGGAUAUUUUCUCACCACUCUGCCAGCUGUGCAUUCUAUGAUACUAUUUGUAUGUAUAAAGUAUGUCCCGGUGUCUGCUGUCCCUCCAAGUGAACGUUUCAUGGUUCGAAGAAUCUGCCCCAGAAGCUACCACAUAUUCCGUUGCGUCGCCAGAUACGGAUACAAGGAUGUUCAUAAAGAGAAUCACCAAGUGUUUGAGAAGCUGUUGAUCGACAGUCUAGAGAAGUUCAUCAGACGCGAAGCUCAGGAGCGAUCCCUGGAGAGCGAUGGAGACAUUGACUCAGAUUCUGAUUCGGAAAUCCCCGGGUCCUACUCAAAGACAAUAAUAGGCCCAAAUGGGAGUGUUUAUUCUCUUAGUGUCCCUCUCCUUGGUGACUUCAGAAAUGUAGGUAAGUUAAUAUCAGAAGAAGGGAGGGCGAGCACAUCGAAGUCGGGUGACAACACGGGUUUGGAUGCAGAGGAAAGUCUAGAGAUGGAACUGUCAUUUAUACGCAAGGCAAAGGAGACAGGGGCUGUGUAUCUUAUGGGAAGGGGAGAUAUCCGAGCUCGAAAAGAUUCUUGGUUCAUUAGGAAGCUUAUAGUAAACUAUUUUUAUGCAUUCUUGCGAAGGAAUUGCAGGAGGGAGACUGCGAGUAUGAGUGUGCCCAAGUCGCGUCUGGUACAGGUGGGCAUGACUUACAUGGUCUGAACUCUGAUGAUCAACUACUUCUGGUUCCAGUUCAGUAGAAAGAAAGAAAGAAAGAAUAAAAAGAAAGAAAGAAAGAAAGAAUAAAAAGAGAGAACCGAUCCCAUGCCCAUGCCUAUUCCUGCAUGCCAACUAUGCACACCCCCUUUGUGGCAAGAGAGAGGUAAGCUGAAUCUUAUUACUCAUAAAUUACCUAUGCUUCUAAUUCGUAAUCCAAUAUGAAGCUUGCUUGAAUUGAAAUUGAUGUAAUAGUUCGAGCUUGGAUUAAAAACACUAUUGCUAUGGAUCUCCAAGAUGCAUUUGUAUUUGCACCCACAACCAUAUAACUUUGGAUUAAGUAAACAGAGAAAUUUGACUAAUACAACUCUUCUCUCAUCUUUAUGCUAAAAAUGUAUUUUUACGAUCUCUUAUUACAUCAAACUGUAUAAAUUCUGGGAUGAAUUUAUUGUUAUUGAUCCUCUAGUCAAUUGUUCUUGUGGUAAGUG
Andrographis paniculata is the source of this 3246-nucleotide messenger RNA. RefSeq names its product potassium transporter 7-like. Gene Ontology annotation, molecular function: potassium ion transmembrane transporter activity. Gene Ontology annotation, biological process: potassium ion transmembrane transport. The transcript is spliced from 11 exons. Lineage: Eukaryota; Viridiplantae; Streptophyta; Magnoliopsida; Lamiales; Acanthaceae. Gene Ontology annotation, cellular component: plant-type vacuole; vacuolar membrane. The record is from RefSeq and is a predicted model, not a curated record. Bases 239 to 2764 code for a protein of 841 amino acids.